This is a messenger RNA of Entrophospora sp. SA101, 151 nucleotides long. The record is from the annotation of a GenBank genome assembly. Lineage: Eukaryota; Fungi; Glomeromycota; Glomeromycetes; Entrophosporales; Entrophosporaceae.
AAUGUCUCCACAUGAAGAAGAAUCUAUUAAUGAAUUAGAAAAAAAUGCCAGUAACAAUAAUGACAAUGUCGAAUAUAAUAUAACAAAUCCCACUAAUAAUGACAACAAUUCAAUUAUUACAUCAAAAACGAAGUUUAAAAAAUUAGUUUAA